Miscanthus lutarioriparius is the source of this 225-nucleotide messenger RNA. Lineage: Eukaryota; Viridiplantae; Streptophyta; Magnoliopsida; Poales; Poaceae. The record is from the annotation of a GenBank genome assembly.
AUGCCGAGAGGGUAUGUGCCCAUGCGGCUCGCUGGCGACGGCGGCGAGGAGGACGAGCAUGAGACUGUCCUGGUGCCGGUGGCGCUGCUCAGGGAGCCCCGCAUGGUGGAGCUGCUGGAGAUGGCCGAGCGGCAGUACGGGUACGGCCAGCCCGGCGUGCUGCGGAUCCCCUGUGACGCCCGGUGCUUCGAGCAGCUCAUGGGUCUGGAGUGCAUGGCCAGGUAG